AUGGUUUCUCAAGACCAAAGUAAGUACUCUGGCUCCAAAAAAAAUGGAGGUAAGGAGCUUGGAAUGGUAACUCCUCAAGACAAGCCCUUGAAGAAGAUGAAGUUUGUUUCAUCUGCUGAGAAAGAACCAAGCAGCACGACAACAAUUUCUGAGGAUUCAAAGUCAGGUCGAGGUAUGAGCACAAUGCCUCGUGUUGUGAAGAGAAAAUUGCAGAAAAUCAAGCCAGUUGUUGAGUACAAUAAAAGGGGGAAAGGAUGUGGCCCUGCACAUACUGAGAUGCAGUCCUACAUUGGUGUGUUGGCACGCUCCAGAGUCCCACUUGUGGACAAGAAAUGGGCUGACAUCCCCAAUGAUAUAAAGGAGCAGAUUUGGGAAGCCGUUGACAUGGCUUUUGUGGUAGGUCAAGGGGGCAAGACCUCGGUGUUAUCUUCUGCUGCCAAGAAAUGGAAGGAUUUCAAGUCUACACUGACGAGGCAUUAUAUCCUUCCAUACAUCAAGGAGAGGGAGAAAUUAAGCCAACCCCCUGCAGUAUAUAAAUUCAUAGAGAAAGCAGAAUGGGAUGCCUUUGUAGCUUCAAGGUUAUCCAAAGACUUUGAGUCUGUGCAUUCUCAACAUGCACAGAUUAGGGAGAAACUUGAGUACAAUCAUCGAUUGUCUCGAAAAGGAUAUGCUGGUUUGGAGGAUCAAUUGGAGGAAACCAUGCCUGGGGUAGAAAUUGAUCGAUCUACCUUAUGGAAGAAAGCUAGACAGGACAAACAUGGUAACAUCCCGGAUCCAAAGGUGGCAGAGAAAGCAAAAUUAAUUGAUGACUUGCAAAAACAAGUGGCUGAAGGCAGUCUGAGUAUAACUGGCAGUAAUGAUGUGUUGACCUUGGCUUUGGGUCCCGAGCAUCCAGGGAGAGUAAGAGGGGUAGGUGCUGGGAUUUCCCCUAGGCAAUUCUUCAAUUUACCUAGACCACAAAGGGUGAAGUUUGCUGAUCAAUUGAAGGAAAGUGUAAGAAUUGUCCUUCAAGAAGAGACUAAGAAGAUGGAAGCUAGAACCAAACAAUUAGUAGAGGCUGAGAGGGAACAUUUACUAACAAAGUCCCAAAAUCCAAUGUCUGAUAAAGCAAGCUGUUCUGGGGCUGACGUGAGAUCCCUACAUUUAGAGGAUGAUACUGCCAGAAAUGGGGAACAGCAGAACAAACGAUAUUACACAGUUGCAGGCAUGGAAGAAAUUGGGGCUACUGUGGUUGCAGUAUAUAUGAGGUGCUUAUAUGAUCUUUUGAGAGAAGCAAAUAUGUGCAGCAUGGUUGGCUUUAUCGACCCUGCUCAAGUUAGUGCCAACGCUGGGUCACUAACUGACAGAUCACGAAUUGUAGCCAGUCGACUUCAGAAAACAGAUGGUGAACAGAUUUUCAUGAUGCCUUACAAUCCAGGCCGUCAUUGGGUCUUGCUGAUUGUGAGGGCAAAGAGGGAAACCGUCUAUUUUCUGGAUCCUCUGCCUGGAAAUCGUGUGGUGGAUGAGGAGGGCAAAACAUCGUGA
Messenger RNA from Prunus armeniaca (apricot), 1524 nucleotides. The record is from the annotation of a GenBank genome assembly. NCBI's taxonomy places the organism in Eukaryota, Viridiplantae, Streptophyta, Magnoliopsida, Rosales, Rosaceae.